Messenger RNA from Aspergillus welwitschiae, 267 nucleotides. RefSeq lists its product as uncharacterized. NCBI's taxonomy places the organism in Eukaryota, Fungi, Ascomycota, Eurotiomycetes, Eurotiales, Aspergillaceae. Bases 1 to 267 code for a protein of 88 amino acids. The record is from RefSeq and is a predicted model, not a curated record. The transcript has 2 exons.
AUGGACAGCCGACCAGGUCUUCGGCCUGGCAUGGACGCCAGUUGGUGGUCGUACGCCUGUGCUGGUCGUACGACCAGCGUCUCAACAUCAUACAGGUCGGGUGCAUCGGAACAGAGGGCUGGAGUUGUGGACCUGGGUGCUGACGAACUGGGUCGUUCGGUGCGAGGCGUAGGUCCUGUGACUGAGCACCAGGCGUACGACCACCAACUGGCGUCCAUUCCAGGCCAAAGACCUGGUCGGUCGUCCAUCCAAAUUCGUGCGACUUAA